AAAUUUGAAUAUACAUAUGUAUAGAAGUUUAAAGGUAUUCCUGUGCAUCCUGUUUUAUCGACCGAGUAAAGUACUUAUCCCUGAGCACUCCUGAAAGUGCCUGAGUUACUGAUGAAUCAAUAUCUGCUUUGCAGACAGCGCCACAGUUUUAGAACGUGACGGGGUACCAGCAUCUGAGCAGGGACAGUUAUAUUUUGCAAAUGGCGUACUGAACAGUUGAUUAUUUCGUGUGUUGAAAAAUACUAUGAUUAAAAACAAUAAGUGAUUUUUUUAUCAGUGAAAAGUCAGAAAAUCAAGAUGGAAACAAUAUUGGAACAACAACGGCGUUAUCAUGAAGAACGCGAGCGGCUGAUGGACGCAAUGGUUAAGGAAAUGCUACACAAGAAACCGGGGCACCGAGAAACUAUAAACUCAGAACAUCGGCUGAAAAUGCUUUUGGACCAGCACAUGGAUAGCACUGCCCAUUUACAAGAUCUUUACGAGGACAAGGAUGGCCAAAGAAAGGAUGAGGUUCAAGCUCUUUCUGGACCAAAUGAAUUUUCUGAAUUUUAUUCACGGUUGAAAUCAAUUAAGGAAUUCUACCGAAGACAUCCCAAUGAAAUUAGUGUUCCAAUGUCAGUUGAAUUCGAGGAACUGGCCAAAAUGCGAGAAAAUCCAACAGAGGAACUCGCGAACCUCGUAGAAUUUACAGAUGAAGAAGGAUAUGGCAAAUACUUGGACCUCCAUGAGUGCUAUGAGAAAUACAUUAACCUCAAAGGCAUUGAAAAAGUCGAUUACAUUACGUAUCUGUCAACUUUUGAUCAUUUAUUUGACAUUCCGCGAGAAAGGAAGAAUGCAGAGUAUCGUCGCUAUGUCGAAGCACUUUUGGAAUAUUUGACAGAGUACUUGAGCAGGGUCCGCCCUCUCCUUGAUUUGCAUGCUGAAAUUGAAACGGCUAAUAGAGAAUUUACAACACACUGGGAAAACAGUAGUUUCCCAGGGUGGCCCAAGGAAACUGGAAGUGCACUGACAAAUGUUGGAGCACAUUUAGAGCUCUCUGCCUUUUCAUCUUGGGAAGAACUUGCUUCCUUAGGUUUAGAUAGACUGAAAUCUGCUUUACUAGCUCUUGGAUUAAAAUGUGGUGGUACUCUUGAAGAAAGAGCCCAACGACUUUUUAGUACAAAAGGUCAAGCUUCAUUGGACCCUAGUCUUCUAACAAAAAAUAAACCUGGAAAGCCUGGCAAGGGAAGAGAUGUGGAAAAACAGAGAGAAAUUGCUAUGCUUGAAGCACAGGUUUAUAGGCUCGCGGAACUAGUAUCUAGCCAGCGCGUUUCUACAAAAGAAAAUGUCCAGAGAAAACAAGCUAGGACUGAAGGUGAACGUGGAGAUUCCGAUGCUGAGGCUAGCGCGAGUGAGUCUGAAGAAGAAGAUGACAAUGAAGUUCCAUACAAUCCAAAAAAUCUGCCCCUAGGUUGGGAUGGCAAACCCAUUCCGUAUUGGUUGUAUAAGCUCCAUGGACUCAAUAUUAGCUACAACUGUGAAAUUUGUGGAAAUUUUACUUACAAAGGGCCAAAGGCAUUCCAAAGACAUUUUGCAGAGUGGAGACAUGCUCACGGAAUGCGAUGCUUAGGAAUCCCAAAUACGGCACAUUUUGCUAAUGUUACACAAAUUGAAGAUGCCCUUGCUUUAUGGGAAAAGCUCAAGACACAGAAACAAUCAGAACGCUGGCAGCCAGAACAAGAAGAAGAAUUUGAAGACUCUCUUGGCAAUGUUGUCAAUCGUAAAACUUAUGAGGACUUGAAACGUCAAGGACUUCUUUAAUUUUUGGAGAAAUAGACAAGCAUUUCCAAAGUGAACUGAUUAAAAUCAAUUGAGUUUAAAUCUUGAGCUCAGGAAGAGGAUAUGUUCCUUUUUGAUAUAACAUUGUAUCCCAUUGUAUCAACUUAUCUUGAAGAUCAUAAUAAAAGUUAUAUCAGAUAA
Molecule: messenger RNA, 1959 nt
Organism: Athalia rosae (coleseed sawfly)
Lineage: Eukaryota; Metazoa; Arthropoda; Insecta; Hymenoptera; Athaliidae
Gene: noi
Product: splicing factor 3A subunit 3
Exons: 1
Coding region: 298-1800 (500 amino acids)
Biological process (GO): mRNA splicing, via spliceosome
Cellular component (GO): nucleus; spliceosomal complex
Molecular function (GO): RNA binding; zinc ion binding
Source: RefSeq, a predicted model, not a curated record